AUGUCACGUAAUCAACUAGCGAAAUGGACGACAACAGAUUCGCAAAGAUGGGUUCGCGAAAAUUCAGACCCUCCAGGCCGUGAAACGUCUACUGAAGAAGAAGAUCUAACUGGUUCAGUCUUCACCGGAUCUGUACAGUCAUUUAUAUUGCCAUUUACUAGAAUUAAUGAAUACUUAACACCGGGAAUUAAAGCUAAAUAUCACAACCACUCUAGAACUUUCGAAAGUGGAAUCAACUAUCUGAGCUUAGUUUCCCGUAAUGAUGUUCGAUGUAACAUCAUUCCAAACUGUCAGCAUUUUCCUGAUCUGAUGUCAACAUCUUUAACAAAGACAAAUUCACCAAUAAAGCAUAAGUCAAGAUCACUGCGUAAGCAUUCACGUGAAAAAACACUACCAUGUUCAAAUCAAGACGAUAAAACACUCAUGACGUUAGAUUCUAAUAAUGUGUUCAUCAAUCUAAAUGAGUCCAAAUUACAGAUUGCGACAAAUCAGAAGAGCGUACCCCGUUCUAGAAGAUUACCGUCACCAUGUGUUCGUAUGAAAACACUAGAAACGGAUACAAAUUAUAAUGUAUCUCUCGAAACAGGUCAGAACACAAGCUCCUCAAACUAUGAUCUUCGACCGAAGCGAUUAAUAGAAACAGAACGCAUGGUUAGACAAGAAUUAGCGUCUGCAAAACAGAAAUCAGCAACUUUCAAUAGUAACAAUGGCAUAGACAGAGAAGAUCGGAAAUCAGCGAUGCAGAAUUCACCAAUACCUCUAAAAAAGUCGAGUUCUAGUGAGAGAAGACAAAUAAUUUCUCCAGAUACAAAUACACCUGUGAAUGUUUUAGAAGAAAUAAAUUCAUUUGAAAUGAGUGAUAGUGAGACCGACUUAUCUAGAGGAUUGGAAAGAACUCGAGUCCUAAGGAAUGGUGAUGAUUUAAUCAGAACUGAUGGAAAUUCGAAGAUACAAGAGCUUCGAAGCUUUAUAAAUCAAAUACUUGAGGAAGAUAGGGACAACAAGUCUUUAGCCAACUCUCCGAACAGUUUUAAACCAAGUCCAAGAAGAUCAAUGUCUUGUCGUACACUUCCUGAUGCUAUGUACCAAGGCGCUAUUUUCCCUCAACCAAUGGCUGCUGCAGCAGCAGUUGCAGCUAGUGGUGCAGCAGUUGUUGGUAAUUCAGCUCCAUCACCAGUUGCUGCAAUGCUUGGAAAUAUAAUUGGUUGUAAUGAAAAAGAUAUUGUGCAUGCUGUUCAAUCGUCGUCGACGUUAUCAUCGGCGUCGGCGUCGUCAUCAUCAUCAUCAGCAGCAGCAGCAGCAUCAUCAUCUUCGUAUGCCGGACCAUCGUUAUUAUCCAACUCAUCUAGACAUAAUAACUGUUCUGUUAGCAAUAAAUGUGACUGUGAUGCUACUACAGUUAUCAACCGUUGCCCGCAGCAGCGGCAGCAGCAACAGCAACAACAACAACAAAUUUCUACAGUUGGUGAGAAAAGUUCAAACGAUGAUCAUGAAAACGAACAUGGCGGUAGUGGUGGUGGUGGUGUAGGCGUUAGUAAUAAUAGUAAUAAUAAUAAUAAUUCUAUGGAUCAAAAUAAUGUUCAAUCGAAUACUAUCAACACUUCUUCAUCGUCAUCAGAUCGUUGUAAGUGUACAAAUACCUUAUUGGAUAAUAAUCCACAUUCUCUUCAAGAUGCAAUUACCUCAGAUUCAAGCAAUUGGUCCAGUGUAAUAACAACAAUAGCGUCAGCUGCAAAAGCCGCAGCUACAGCUGCCGUCGCGGCUACAGCUGCAGUAACUAGUUUCGUUAAUUUAUUCCGUCUAACAAAGUUGAAAAAUAAAGUUGAUCCUAAAUUACAAUCAGGAUCAUCAUUAUCAUCAUCAUCAUCCAGUGGGACGCCGGCAUCAUCAUCAUCAACCUCUAGCCCCUCACUUCAGUGUAUUGCUCAGUCUAGAAAUCUCCGGCUGAGUACUACUACAGAUCAAAUGUCUUCGUCUGUUAUUGUUCAUGAUGAUGAUGACGAUGAUGAGGAUGAGGAUGAUGAUGAUGAGGAGGAGGAGGAGGAAACUGAACUCAGUGGUUAUUUGUCAACUGAAGAAGCUGUAACAAUGACAAGUGCUGCAGCGGCUGCGGCAGCUACAGUCGCUGCUGAACGACACCAGUUGUUUGAAAAUAAUUUUCUAUCUGAGAUGAAUCAUCCAAUAGACCCUUUGACUGCAUCAAUCGCCAAUGCAUCUGUCUCCCCCGGUAUGCAAAGCAUAUCUCAACCUUCUUCAGCUUUCGAAGUAUGCCAUUAUCCUGUUGUUUCAAUUGCAAACGUCUUCCCUAAACUAUCACAAGAUGUUACGUCAGAGAAUGCAAAAUUAAAUCCUGUUGGUGUACCGAAUACAGUGACCCUACUUUUAGGUCGGAGUACAACACCACAAACAUCAACCUAUGCUAUUCCUGCUUCAGUCGCUUCUCAUCCUAGUGUUCCAAUGCAAAUUCCUGUUUCUGUUGGAACGCAUUUAACGCCAAUGGUUAGUUGUCCACCACAUCGUGGUGGUCCAGCUGAACUGGUUGUCUCUGUAGCCUAUCCAAAUCAAGCUGCUGCUGCUGCUGCCGCCAGUGUUAGGCCGACAACGUCAAAUCAGUAUAUUGCAUCGAAUCCUGUGAAUAACAGUAAUAAUACACAGACGCCGCAUCUGAUGCCUAAUAAUCAUCAAAUACAAAUAGUACAUAAAUUUACAGACCCAAAACAAAUAACACGCAAAAAAUGA
Molecule: messenger RNA, 2739 nt
Organism: Trichobilharzia szidati
Lineage: Eukaryota; Metazoa; Platyhelminthes; Trematoda; Strigeidida; Schistosomatidae
Source: the annotation of a GenBank genome assembly